Myodes glareolus (Bank vole) is the source of this 2279-nucleotide messenger RNA. The record is from RefSeq and is a predicted model, not a curated record. NCBI's taxonomy places the organism in Eukaryota, Metazoa, Chordata, Mammalia, Rodentia, Cricetidae.
UUCUGCUUCCUGCACACAGUGCAUCCCAUAGCAGCACAGACUCGAGCCUCAGAGCUGAUCAUGCCGUCCUGCAAACGUCGUGCUUGGCUGAUUGCUGGAGCCUGUGGGCUUCUGUUAAUUGCUGUAACCUGUGCUCUUGUGUUUCUUCUCCGAGCGGAUGGCCUACCAAAUUCUUCCACACUGGAACAUGGUGCUGUGGAGACAAGUUGCCAGAGAGGUGAAGACUCAGCCCACCCCAUCAGGACUACCCACACAGGACAGGUGCAGGGGAGUCUUAUCCUCUUGAAUGACACCAAAGAGGGUGUCUACAUCUUCCUGGGAAUUCCCUUUGCCAAGCCACCUCUAAGAGAACUGAGAUUUGCACCUCCUGAGCCUCCUGAGCCAUGGAGCGGUGUGAGGGAUGGGACCACCUACCCAGCCAUGUGUCUACAAAAUUCUGAUGCAGUGAAUACAGAAAAUCUGGCAAUGAUGAAACUGAGCGUGCCUUCCAUCUCUAUAUCUGAGGACUGCCUGUAUCUCAACAUCUACACACCAGCUCAUGCCCAUGAGGGCUCCAAACUGCCUGUAAUGGUGUGGAUCCAUGGUGGUGGACUGUCUACAGGUAUGGCUUCCAUGUAUGAUGGAUCCAUGCUGACAGCCAAGGAGGAUGUGGUGGUGGUCACUAUCCAGUACCGCCUGGGUCUCCUGGGCUUCUUCAGCACUGGAGAUGAGCACGCCACGGGCAACUGGGGCUACCUGGACCAAGUGGCUGCCCUGCGCUGGGUCCAGCAGAACAUUGCCUACUUUGGAGGCAACCCUGACCUUGCCACCAUCUUUGGGGAGUCAGCAGGUGGCACAAGUGUGUCUUCACAAGUUGUGUCCCCCAUGUCAAAGGGACUCUUCCACAGAGCCAUCAUGGAGAGUGGGGUGGCCCUGAUGCCUGACAUGAUCUCUAACACCUCUGAGGCGGUCUACUCAAAAGUGGCCAGCUUAUCUGGUUGUGAGACUACGGAUUCAGAGACCCUGGUGCGCUGUCUGAGAAACAAGAGUGCAGAGGAGAUUCUGGAUAUUAACAAGGUCAUCACUAUCCGUGCUGUGACAGAUGGGAAAUUCCUACCCAGGCAUCCCCAAGAGUUGUUGACUUCUGUGGAUUUUCACCCUGUCCCCAGCAUCAUUGGUGUCAACAAUGAUGAGUAUGGCUGGCUUCUCCCUAUGGCCCAAAGCUCUGAUCAAAUAAUAAAGGAUAUAACCAGAGAGACCCUGCCAGCUAUUCUGAAGAACACAACAAUAUACAUGACGAUACCUCCCGAGUGUAGUGACCUGCUAAUGGAAGAGUAUAUGAACAACACUGAAGAUGCCCAGACCCUCCAAAUACAGUACAAGGAAAUGAUAGCGGAUUUCUUGUUUGUGAUUCCUGCACUCCAAAUAGCAAAGUUUCAACGCUCCCAUGCUUCUGUCUACUUUUAUGAAUUCCGUCAUGUGCCCAGCUACCUCAAAGAUACAAGGCCAUCGUAUGUGAAAGCUGACCAUGCCGAUGAGAUUGCCUUUGUUUUUGGGUCCUCCCGCUGGGGCAUAAUACCUGACUUCACUGAGGAAGAGAAGCUGCUGAGCAGGACAAUGAUGAAGUACUGGACCAACUUUGCACGACAUGGGAACCCCAACAGCGAGGGUCUUCCCGACUGGCCCGUGAUGGACAAUAAUGAGCAGUACCUGCAGCUGGAUGUCCAACCUGCUGUGGGUCGAGCCCUGAAGGCCAGAAGGGUGCAGUUCUGGACCCAGACUCUGCCCCAGAAGAUCCAGGAGCUAAAGGGGGCUCAGGAUAAUUACAAAGAGAAGUACCCUGUGAGAGGAAUGGUGUGAAGGGCUGAGUAUACACGGGGUCAGCCUAACAUUCUUAGAGAAUCCCGGUUAGAGGCUAACAGUUACAUCACCAUCCCUCACCGCUACAAUUGUUCAUUUGGUCUGCAUGUACGACAGACCCUUGGUGUGUCACUCAUUCCUCAACAUGCUGGGACACCUUUUAUGAGACUCACUCCAUGAAUGCUCCCAUGACUGUAGAUAUGUGACCCCUAAGUGCCCCAAUCUUCUUUCACUGUACCCUGGGACAACGGCCUUUCCUUCCUUUCUUCGUCUGCUCUCAUCUUCUCUCCUCUUCUCCAAGCCCCAGACAGUCUUCAGAUGAAACAGAAGCUUUGGAAAUAUUUAAUAUAUGGGAGUAGACUGUCAAAAUCCUAUGUUCUCUCAGCAAGUCUCAUGUCUUCUUAUUUGUAAGUAGACAAUAAAGAAACCUAAUAGCCAGA